Messenger RNA from Pocillopora verrucosa, 1571 nucleotides. The record is from RefSeq and is a predicted model, not a curated record. Lineage: Eukaryota; Metazoa; Cnidaria; Anthozoa; Scleractinia; Pocilloporidae.
CACAAUGCAGGUUAUUAUAUCGUGGUGUGGUCCUAUGGCAUAAGCUUUUGGUUGAAACAAUCCUCUUUAAAACCGCCUCACAAGGCAUCAUAACUCAUAGAGAGGCACCUGGUUACCACUGUCAUAUCAAGUUUUCUGACAAUUGAUAAUGGAGCGCGUUCGCAUUAAACUCCGAUAUUGCCUGCCUUUACUGGUCUGCUUUUUUCGUUGUCUUCAUACCUCGCAAGGUUAUAAAAAAGGGUGGACCUUUUCAAACAAAGGUCUCUAUCAAGAGUCCUAUGACGAAAUGUGGCUGAUGAAUAUGGUGGAAGAAACAUUUUCCUAUUUAAACAUCAGCAAGAUCAAUUCGGCUGAGGUUCAAAACCACGGCGAGUGUGCGUUUGCCUGCCUAAAGGAACCCAUGUGUUUUUCAUACAACUUAGAGGCAAGUGCCUCCAAAACAGGAACACGCGUAUGUGAGCUGCUGCCAUCGGAUAAGUACAACAACUCGGACGAAGUCAUCAUCAGCCAGAAGUUUCAUCAUUACAGUAUUCAGACACCUUGCAGCAGAGGACCCUGUCAAAACUAUGGCACUUGCGUACCGCAGUACGAGAAAAACAGUUAUGUGUGCGUUUGCAAAAUUGGAUUUGAGGGGAAAGACUGCGAAACAGUAAUCAAGCACUGCGAGAAAGACUCAUGUCUUAACGGUGGAACUUGCAUCGAUGGAGUCGUUAGCUUCGAGUGCCGAUGUCGACAGGGGUUUUCUGGAAAGCGAUGUGAACCAGGUAUGUUAAUCAGUUCUACAAUAUUGGUGGGCAACACAAACUUUCUCGGCAACCUGUCACAUUUUUUGUGGCCUGCUGUAGGAAAUAGUUCACAGUGGUUGCUGUGCCACCGCGCCUCCACGCACGGCUGGGCUACAAGCACCUUCCACACCAGUUGCGACCAUAAACCAAACACCGUGACCAUCAUCAAAAAAGGCCAGUACGUGUUUGGAGGAUACACUGAUAUUACUUGGGAUUCUUCUGGUUAUUAUGGCAACACUCCCAAUGCGUUCAUAUUUUCUCUACGGAACAAAGAAGAACUGCAUCCAUUUAAGAGCAUGGUUUUACAGUCACAAUAUGCAAUUUACAGGCAUCAGGGGUAUGGUCCAACAUUUGGAAAUGCCUGGGACAUUUACAUUUCGGACAAUGCUAACAGCAACAGUUAUUCAUUAGCCUAUCUUAGAACCUACGAGGCACCAAAAGAAUCACAAGAUCCAACCACAAUCUUGUCUGGUACACAGUACUUUUCACCUGAUGACUGGGAGGUGUUUUAUCUUGGUUAAAAUACCUGUUCAUCAACAACCUUGCCAUUAAAAACUCUUUACUUGGCCUGUGAUUCACUAGAUAGUUUCAGAUAUCUGAUAGUUUUAGCAUAUUUACUAUCCUAGAGCAUCUACGUUGAUGGCCUCCAUUUAACUGCACUGAAAAGCUUAAGGCACUCCUUGUAGAUGAAAUCCAACAUGCGAAGGUAUGGAUUAAAAUAUACCUUAGAAAUUUGAUAAUAUAAAUAGGAAUGACAAUGAUAAUAAUUACAAUAACAAUAGUAAU